Messenger RNA from Caenorhabditis briggsae, 969 nucleotides. Gene Ontology annotation, molecular function: pseudouridine synthase activity; RNA binding. The transcript has 6 exons. The record is from RefSeq and is a predicted model, not a curated record. Bases 1 to 969 code for a protein of 322 amino acids. Gene Ontology annotation, biological process: tRNA pseudouridine synthesis. NCBI's taxonomy places the organism in Eukaryota, Metazoa, Nematoda, Chromadorea, Rhabditida, Rhabditidae.
AUGAGGGAAAUUCGGCGAUAUUUGUUUUGGAUCCGUUACGAUGGAUCGAAAUUUCCCGAAAUGGCGAAAGGUGGAACCGGAUUCGGUGUUAUGGAUCUUCUAAAUCAGACAGUGUCACAGUCGAUAUUCGGACCGCGAAGAGAGCAACACCCAGAGCAAAAGGAUAAAUUGAAGUUUUCUCCAAGCAGUCGAACUGAUGCAAAAGUUCAUGCGAUUCGAAGUUCCGUAAUUUGCCAGGUUCCAUUGGAAUUCGCUGAUCUAGACAAAUGUCCCGAAACUAAGAUCCAAUACAUGAGAACAUGGAAAUCAAUCAUUGACGCCGCAAAUCCGGGAUCUCUAGAAAUCCUAGAUGCACACUCUGUCUCUGCUGGAUUUUGUAUCAGAAGAAGUGUGUCAUAUAGAAAGUACACAUAUCGGUUAGCAGUAUGCCGCUCCUGGGAUUUAUGGGAUACUAUUCGACAAGAACCUUCUAUUGCUUGUUUCUCCGAAAGAGAUUACGCGUGGAGACUACCUCCAGGAUUCUCACCUGAACGACUUCUGCGAGCCGGAAAAAUUUUCGAAGGCGAGCAAGUAAUGGGAUCGUUCUUCAAGCAUACAAAUCGAGAAAAACGUACCGAACCUAUAUCACCUUCGGCUCUCAAAUACAUAUUCUACGUUGGAUUGUCCAACGGAGAAGCUUAUUCGGUAGAAAAUGACAUUUAUGAUUAUUACAAUGUGACAAUUGUAGCAAAGUCAUUUGUUCGAGAGCAGAUUCGCAGAAUGAUUUCGUGCUUGGUGAACUAUUCGUAUGACCGAAUCCCGUUAUCCACUGUGAAUUGGCUUCUGAAAAAUCCCAUCAGCUCGAACUUUUACGAUAUGGGAAUCCCAGUAGCUCCUCCGCAGGGUCUUUAUUUAACUGACGUGGUUUAUGAUCCAAAUAUGUUUACAAAGCCUGUUCCCUACUAUUUGCACUCGUGGGAUUACGAAUAG